UAGACAGCCUCUUGACACGUUCUACAAAAACAAUUGUAAUCCAUCCGGACACUAUCUGAAUUAUUUCUUGUUAGUAUUUUUUGGAAUUAGAAUUAUUAUACAGAGGAAUUAAAUAAAUGAUUAACAACGGAAUGUGUGAAGAUUUUUGUGAUUGUCUUAAGCUGGGUAUCUUACAUAUCCCAUCUGGACGAUUUCUUACAGCAGAAGUGUUUAACAAUGAAAUUAAUAUUUCUGGAACAGCAUUAAGACGGCGCCAAGUUUGGACACUAAUCACCGAUCGAAAGCAUAAUGAUACUUUAUUUUUACAAAAUUCUUUGGGUCGUUUUCUAUCAGUUAACAAAGAUGGAAAGAUAAACACAUCACCGAAAUCAGAUUCUGAGGAACGUUUCCGUUUGGAAUUUGCACCAGAUGGUACCGGUGAAUGGGCUUUCAAAUCCGACACAUAUGGUUUCUAUUUAUCUGGUUCAGAUACUCAAGUUUCAUGCUUUUCUAAGUCUCCUGUUUGGUGGUCAGUUCGUUUAGCUACACAUCCUCAAGUGCAUAUUCGUCAUCAAUUCCGUUCACGUUACCUACGUCUCCUAAAUGAUGGCCUUGAGCUUCGAGCUGAUCAACCUUACCCAUGGGGUUCAGAAUCUGUUAUUUGGAUUGAACAACCUACAAUGGCCACAGGUCAAGGUUUAGCUCGAGGUCCAAGUGUUCCUGUGGUUGGUAAAGUUGCAGUAUCACGUCUUGGUCGUGUUGCCUUCAGAAUGCCGAAUGGAAAGUAUUUAAAGCCUAGUGGAGAGAUGUCUGAUGAAAUGGAUGACUCUACUUUGUUUUCUAUUGAAUAUCGUCCAGGUAAUCCAGGAACAUUUGCUUUUCGUGAUCAAAAAGGCUACUAUUUAACUACAAUAGGACCUGGAACAACUAAAGUGAAAACAAAUACAACAAAUAUUGGUAAAGAAGAACUCUUCUUAAUUGAACAUGCUGCCUUACAAAUCGGUAUAUUGGCACAUAAUGGUAAAUUCGCUUCAGUUAAACAAGGUGUUGAAAUUUCUGCAAAUCAACAUGAAUUAGAUGAAACGGCUAUCUUUCAAUUGGAGUAUAUCGGUGGGAAAGGUUAUAACGCAUUGGAAGCUGUAGCAGCUAAUCCAACUCCAGCUCAGAUAACUGGUCCAGAUGGUGAUACAUUUAAUACUACUACUACUACUACUAAUAAUAAUAAUAGUAAUGCUAGUCUGUUAAACAACCAUUCCAUUACUACCAAUGGUGUUCAUUCAGAUGUCUACUUUUUAACAACAGGAUUCUGGCGUUUACGUUCACGUAGUGGAAAGUUAUGGAAACUUGCUCCUUCAUCUGGUGUCAAGAAUACAGCUUCCGAUGGAGAUCAAGAUAGUCUGUUUGAAAUGUUAACUUUGAAUAAGCCAAGUGAUAAACGACUUCGUCAACUAGUAUUUCGUACAAAUACUCCAUCUGAUAGCGGUGUUGGACAGUCUUUAACUGCUCGUAAACUUGGUGCUGUUUCUAGUAGCGGUCGUCCAGUUGAUGAAACUCAAUCUCCAUCUCCAGAGGAAUUAUUCAAUAUUGUCUUGACCAAUAGAACAUCAAUUGUCUUCCUUUCUCAACUGACUGGUGGAUUUCUAGUACGUGGGAAACAGAAUAUUCUUGAUUCGAAUGGAGUAGCCUAUGAACCAUUCUAUAUUCGUGUAACAAAAAGGCAUACGUACAGAUUUUUUGCACGGAAUCAAAACUCAACCUAUUCAGUAUGGACUACAGGUGUUGAUGGCUCCUUACAACUUGAACCUACACAACAGACACCGAAUAAUGAUGAUAGCAAUGAUGAUGACAAAAGUGUCAGUGAUACUGAUUCUAAAUAUGAAUUCCAAUUACAUUUCCUUGGUCAUGGUCGAGUGCUAAUACAGUCAUUGAACUAUCAACGUGGUUCAACUGCUUUAGUAAAAUCUGAAAUUAAAGGUGAUGUCAAAUUGGACGUACCAGGAGAAUUAACAGCUAAUUAUAUUUGGGAAAUUUAAUAACAAAUCACCAUUAUUUUAUCGAUUAUUAUGCAAAACAUAUUUAUUCAUAUAUCAUAAAAGUAAUGAUAGAAAAUUUCAUUGAUUUUCAAUGUUACACAGUUCUUUUUGUUCUAUUUGGAGUGACUACAGUGCGUUUGAUUGAAUGGUGAUUGUUACAGAAAUCGUUAAAGGAAUAGUUCACAAUUUUGAUUUUCAAUUUUUUAAUCGUUACUCAUGAUGCUACUCAUUAAACAUUUCAGUAGUUCAUUUCUCGAUAUUAAAGAUUUUAGUAAAUUUGGUAGUAGAUAUGGCUGAAAUAUUUCACAUUUUUCUUUUGUUAUCCUUUUAUGAUGCUUUUUUUUUUACCAUUGGCACUUGCAUAUUCAUCAGUAAUACUAAUCAUUCUUUCAGAAAAGAUACACUUAAGAACUAAUUGUAAAUUCUUUUCCGAAUUUUGUGAAUUUAUUUUAUGGUUUUCACAUAAUUGAAAGGUAUAAAUUAUUUUUUCUUUCAUAUUGCCAUUCCAUUGUGGUGAACUUUCGAAAAAAAAAAUUCAUACAUACAUACUUAGGCAUAAAAUGCUUACAACUUUGUUAUUUUUAUGUUGUGUACUAUGUGUUGAGGGGAAAAUGUUAAUGAAACUUAUGAAUUAGAACAUAAGGUAUCCGAUUAUUUUUAAUCAACGGAAGAGUAUGCACUUUGAACCAACUAUUUACCACAGUACGAUGUAACAUUGAAAAGUAGAUUAUAUAAAAAGGAAAGCUACAACAUUCGAAUAUAAGUUUAUGGUACCAAUGUAUGAAGUAGGUUUAAGCCAUGUAGGACGAUGCAGACUAGGUGGUUGGGGUCCACGGGACAAGAGGAACCAGUGGUUGGAGACCCUAGGUGAUAUGGCUCAGAACCGAAGUCAGUGGCGCAGAUGUAUACACACAUUAUCCUCAUCUUAACAACGCUAUACCGAAUCUCACUAUUUUGUCACUCCUCUUUCCUUUCUUCUCGUACUUUAUAUUUCUUUUGACUGCAUUCACUUAUCUUCAUCCUUCACCUCACUACCUUUUUACUUGAUGUGCUGAUAUGAGGUGUGGCAACUCGGACCGUUACGCAGUAAUGCCUGGUCCUAUGUUGAUAAUGAUGAUGAUUUUGGAAGAAAAUAUCUCAUCCUUAGUGUAUUUACUGAAUAAAGACAAGUAAAGUGAUUAGUCUUUGG
Messenger RNA from Heterobilharzia americana, 3201 nucleotides. The record is from the annotation of a GenBank genome assembly. NCBI's taxonomy places the organism in Eukaryota, Metazoa, Platyhelminthes, Trematoda, Strigeidida, Schistosomatidae.